AGUUUUAAUAUGUUUAAAUCUUAUACUCCAAGCAGGAACUUUUUUGUGCUAAUCUGAUGCUGUUUGUGCAUUCGUAGUUAAUCUAAAUUCCCAUGUUAAGUUAUUGGAUGAAAUGAUAUCUACAGACAAACUAAAUUUCAUCUGACUAUUUGAUUGUACACAGACUCACAGCAACACACACACACCUCAGUUUUUGAGUGACCUCUAUUUAUAUUUAAAAAAUGAAAAAGGGCUGUAUCUUGCCACAAGAUAAUUCAAAACAUAAGGCAAACUGAACAGAAAAAAAUAGUGAGGAAGUUUUGCCAUGACCCUCUUCGUCUCCAGACCUGGUUUUGAGAAAGGCAGUGUGUUUCACCUGGAAGAUUUAUAGGAUAUGUCAAGAAGAAUAGGCACAAACUGGCCAAACAGUCUGACAAAGUUAGAGUGAGGUGUCAGGGAGAAUGCAGGCGAGUGUUACAGCUGAGAAGAUCCAAAAGCUUUUCAGAGAAUACAAAAGAGGCUGGAGGCAGUUAUAAAGACAAGAUAUUAGAAAACAUUUGUAUCACAUUUAUAUUGCAUACAAAACUACUGACAUAUGCACUACUUGACCGUUUUUGUUGCUAUGAUAUUGACAUUAAAGAGACGUGAGAGCUAACGUGUGAAUAUAUGCAUUUAUUUGCACUAAAAUGUGCAUUAUAACAGAAUACUAGGCUGCUAAAUAGUACGCAGUGUAUGGUGCACACUUUAGACACAUGCCUACUACUGAGAUGGAUAGUAUGAAGAGUAUGUAGUUUUGGACGCUCGUUCUCUCACCCCUCCUUCUCACGUAGCGGCCUACGCUUCCUUGGCCAAUCAACUUUCUCUCCUCCAGCUAUAAGAGCGCCCCAACUUUUUGUCCCAAGUCAACUUUAUUCUGGCGCCUGGAAAUCUGGAUACAUUUUUUUUUUUUUUUGUUCUUCUUGUUUAAAAUUUUCAUCCAAAGCACAUUAUUCCAACGCAAGCCAAUGACUGAAUAAACGCGCCGUUCUGCCGCGCCUCGGAAGUAAAGAGAUGCCCGACGAAGCUGUGCAAGACGGAUCGAGCUGCCCUGUGUCUCCGGUGGACAGCGUCCCGAGCAGCAUCGAAGGCGAGCUCGAGCGGGAAACCAAGAAGAGCGUGCGGAAAAGACGCUCGAGCCGCAAGGACGCCGAGGACUCGGACAGCUCUGUGCCGGGAAAGAGAGGGAAGAAGUCGUGCAGCGGAAGCGGCGGAAGCGGGGGAAGCAGCGGCAGCCCGCCGUCUUUCGAGGAGCUUCAGUCGCAGCGUGUCAUGGCUAACGUGCGCGAGCGGCAGAGGACGCAGUCCCUGAACGAGGCCUUCGCCGCGCUGCGUAAGAUCAUCCCCACGCUCCCUUCUGACAAGCUGAGCAAGAUCCAGACACUUAAGCUCGCCGCGCGCUACAUCGACUUCCUGUGCCAGGUACUGCAGAGCGACGAGCUCGACUCAAAGAUGGCAAGCUGCAGCUACGUGGCCCACGAGCGCCUCAGCUACGCGUUCUCCGUGUGGCGCAUGGAGGGCGCGUGGUCCAUGUCGGCGUCUCACUAGCGCGCGCCACAAACUCAACGCGCAUGGGACGGCUCGCGCGCUGGACGGUGACAGUCGUCUUUGCUGACAAGGCAAACAGGAGCGAUGUUUGAAAACAAUGCUGGAUACUUACAUUACUUUCAGUAGUGCGGAAAAGACUGUUAUGGACGCUUUAGCAGCGGAAAGCAGAGCUUUAUGGAAAGGAGGCCGCAGAUGAUGUCUUCUGAAGCGCUUGGCCCAGAGUGAUAGCGUUGACGCUGAAUGUCUGAAGUGUGUGUGUGUGUGACGAUGCGCACCUUUACACCAGAACAGCACAAACCGCAGCCUGCAUCCAGGAGCUUGGUACUGAAGUAAACUAGGACAUGUACUUCCAAAUUUAUUUAUUUAUUAUUGACACGAGUUGUCAAAUGUGCCAAAUGUGUUUGUGUCAAAAUGAAUCCCUAUUUUUAUUACUUUUGUAAAUAAAUGUGCAUUUCUGUAAUAAAGGUGACGAAUUUUA
Messenger RNA from Pangasianodon hypophthalmus (striped catfish), 2041 nucleotides. It is a transcript of the gene twist1b, whose product is annotated as twist family bHLH transcription factor 1b. The record is from RefSeq and is a predicted model, not a curated record. The transcript has 2 exons. Bases 1030 to 1563 code for a protein of 177 amino acids. Gene Ontology annotation, molecular function: RNA polymerase II transcription regulatory region sequence-specific DNA binding; protein dimerization activity; DNA-binding transcription factor activity, RNA polymerase II-specific. Gene Ontology annotation, biological process: regulation of transcription by RNA polymerase II; developmental process. Lineage: Eukaryota; Metazoa; Chordata; Actinopteri; Siluriformes; Pangasiidae.